This is a messenger RNA of Castor canadensis (American beaver), 951 nucleotides long. Its product is annotated as olfactory receptor 11A1-like. Lineage: Eukaryota; Metazoa; Chordata; Mammalia; Rodentia; Castoridae. Gene Ontology annotation, biological process: G protein-coupled receptor signaling pathway. Gene Ontology annotation, cellular component: membrane. The record is from RefSeq and is a predicted model, not a curated record. Gene Ontology annotation, molecular function: G protein-coupled receptor activity; olfactory receptor activity.
AUGGUAAUCCUGUCCAGGGAAAACCAAACAAUGGUAGUGGGAUUUGUGCUUCAAGGAUUCUCUUCCAUCCUACUGCUAAAUAUUUUCCUCUUUAUGAUAUUUUUUGUGCUCUACAUUUUAACUAUUUCUGGAAAUAUCCUUAUUGUUCUCCUCAUUGUUUUCAAUCAUCCCCUCCACACUCCCAUGUACUUCUUCCUGGUGAACUUGUCCUUUCUGGAGGUCUGCUACACAUCCAACAUCGUCCCCAAGAUGUUGCUGAUUAUCAUAGCUGAACAGAAGACUAUCUCUGUGGCUGGCUGCCUGGCACAGUUCUACUUCUUCGGAUCUCUGGCGGCAACAGAGUGUCUCUUGCUUACUGUGAUGUCCUAUGACCGCUACCUGGCCAUCUGCCAACCUCUUCGCUACCCCAUCCUCAUGACUGGCUCUCUCUGCAUCAGGUUAGCUACUGGUUCUUGGCUCUGUUGCUUCCUCCUUACAGCAAUCACCAUGGUCCUGCUGUGUAGACUAACCUUCUGUGGACGUAAUGAAAUCGAUCACUUCUUUUGUGACUUCACUCCUCUGAUCCAUCUCUCCUGCAAAGACACCUCACUGACUGAGACCAUUGCCUUAGCGACCUCUUCUGCAGUCACUCUGGUCCCAUUUUUCCUUAUCACAGCCUCCUACUCCUGCAUCCUCACUGCUAUCUUAAGAAUCUCAUCUGGCACAGGCCGGAGAAAGGCCUUCUCCACCUGCUCUUCCCAUCUCACUGUGGUCACAGUGUUUUAUGGGACACUGAUUGCCACAUACCUGGUGCCUUCUGCCAACUCUUCCCAAUGUUUGCGCAAAGGGUUCUCUCUGCUCUACACUGUCCUGACACCCAUGUUCAACCCCAUCAUAUACAGUCUGAGAAACAGAGACAUCUAUGAAGCUCUAAAGAAGUUAUUGAGAAAAAAGCCAGGUUUCCUCAGAUGA